This is a messenger RNA of Fimicolochytrium jonesii, 1076 nucleotides long. RefSeq lists its product as uncharacterized. Lineage: Eukaryota; Fungi; Chytridiomycota; Chytridiomycetes; Spizellomycetales; Powellomycetaceae. Gene Ontology annotation, molecular function: RNA binding. The coding region runs from base 147 to 968 and encodes 273 amino acids. The transcript has 7 exons. The record is from RefSeq and is a predicted model, not a curated record.
GUGCGAAGACCUAGGACGGUGAUUUGGCUUUGGGAGAAGGGAGCUCUGAUCCACCAUCACAGCCGGAGCAGUCUCCAUACCUUGCUCUACUUAAGGCAUAUUGGAAUUGAAUAGCUUUCGCGGAGGCGCUCUCUAAUCUUCUCAGAAUGUCCAACGACGCGAACGAGCACACGGAGGACGAGCAGCUCCGGGAUGGCGACAGCAGACGCAGGGACCGCAGCGGCGAGCGUGAGCGGGAAAGGAGUCCCGGACGGGAACGAGAUGGUGACAGGGGCAGGGGGCGAGAGCGUGGUGGACGGGACCGUAGUGACGACAGAAGGGAUGGAGGUGAUCGUAACGGUCGCGGUGGUCGCGGAAGGAACGGUGGGGGUGGUGGUGGUGGCGACGACGAAGUUCGCUCCCUCUUCGUUCGUGGCCUUGCUGAUGGGACGAGAUCUGAAGAUUUGAUCCAGGCUUUCAAGGCCUAUGGCGAUGUCAUUGACUGCUACCUGCCCGUGGACUACUACACCGGGAAAAGCCGCGGUUUUGCCUACAUCCAGUUUGCUGAUCAGGAACAAGCGAACAUUGCGUUCACGAAGAUUGAGUACAUCACUAUUAGUGGACGAACUCUGACGGUCGAAUGGGCUGCUGGACGACGAAAGACACCCGGAGAAAUGCGUGGACGCGGUCCUCGGAACAACGAUAGGCCCCGCCGUCGAUCUCCCGGUGACAGCUACAGGCCGAACGACCGCUCUCCCCGUCGUCGUCGCCGGUCCCGCACCCGCAGCCGCAGCCGAUCCCGCGACCGCUCUCCCCGUCGCGGCGGCGACAGCGGCCGUUACUCCAACUCGUCCCGCUCAAAGUACCGCUCCGACUCCCGCGACCGAUCCCGCUCCCCCGCCCCGCGUCGGUACGACGAUCAUCGUCGCGGGAGUGCCUCCGGAUCAGCUCGCCGCUCUGGAUCCCCGCAUGUCAAACAUGAGGGUUGAGCUUGAGCUCCUCCCCACUUUGGGAAAGGUUUGGUUUUAUUUUCUCGCGGUCGUUCUCCCGGCCGGUUAUCGCGGGAUCCCCUAUAUCAGCGCGCUUUCCACUCCGGA